This is a messenger RNA of Erythranthe guttata (spotted monkey flower), 1803 nucleotides long. The record is from RefSeq and is a predicted model, not a curated record. NCBI's taxonomy places the organism in Eukaryota, Viridiplantae, Streptophyta, Magnoliopsida, Lamiales, Phrymaceae.
AAUACAAAUCGUGAUUCAUAAAUUAUAAUAACCGUUAAUCCAAAUAUAGAUAUUUGAAAAUUGAAAAUGAAACCAAACUAACAUCCCACAAUUAUAGAGCUAAGAGCCCCCACGUUUAUACUAAAAGAUAAGGUUUACCUGCCUAUACAUACAUAAUUAUGUUUCUAUAUUUGUAGAGAGAGAAAGCUAGAGAGAGAGAGAGAGUGUACAGUAGCAUUUGCUAUUUAUUGCUACACAGAAGUCUAGUCUUGAGGGUAGAGUCCUCAUUUUUCCAUAAACAUUCCAAAAUUUCCCAAUCCCCAAACACGAUUCUCUCUUUCUCCGAUUAUACACACAUAUACAUACAUAUAUAUAUAUAUGCGAGAGAUCGGCGGCGAAUUUCCGGCGAUGAACAAUCUAAACUCGCUGCUGAACCUCCAGGAAAUUCACAGCCACGGCCAGUUAUCCUCUUCUCCAUACUUCGAUCCGACGUCGUCUAACGACGAUUUCCUCGAACAAAUUCUCUCCUCCGUCCCUUCCUCCGCCGCCGGCGCCGCCUCCUCCUUCCCCUGGGCCGACGACCAGUCUCCUGGCCUGCUCCCUCACUUGGGCGACCAGUCGGCGGCUUCGAAAAUGAGGCACCCUCAGAUCAGCAACGCCGCCGCCAAGGCGUUGAUGCUGCAGCAGCAGCAGCAGUUUUUCUCCAGAACCCUAGCCGCCGCCAAUGGCUUCCGAUCGCCGCCUGGAGGCGACGACGGCCUCCUCUCCAUUCCUCAGGAUGACGACGACGGCACCUCCUUCAAUUCUGAUAAUCCGACACAGGCGAAUGAUGCAUCAGUUAAAUCUCUAUUCAAUGGUUUCACCGGGUCACUAAGUCAAACUGCAAAUGAACCCUACCAUUUCCACCACCCUCAGAAUUUCGAAGCCCCUGCGGCGGCGGCGGCGGCGAUGAGUCAGCCGGCGACAAGCGGAGGUGGGGCGGCGGGAGGGCCCAGGCAGAAGGUGAGGGCCAGGCGAGGGCAGGCCACCGACCCUCACAGUAUUGCUGAAAGGUUGAGAAGAGAGAGGAUUGCGGAGAGAAUGAAGGGUUUACAGGAGCUUGUACCCAAUGCUAACAAGACAGACAAAGCGUCAAUGCUAGAUGAGAUCAUCGACUAUGUCAAAUUCCUACAGCUCCAAGUCAAAGUUCUAAGCAUGAGCAGAUUAGGCGGUGCUGGUGCUGGUGCCCUUGCCCCACUUGUCACUGAUACAUCCUCAGAGGGAAGGGGCGGUAACAGAACACAGACGGCGGCGUCAUCAUCAAACAACAACAACAACGAGGGUAUGGCUGUGGCGGAGCACCAGGUGGCGAAGCUGAUGGAGGACGACAUGGGUUCCGCCAUGCAAUACCUACAAGGCAAAGGCCUCUGCCUCAUGCCCAUCUCUCUCGCCACCGCCAUCUCCACCGCCACCUGUCAUUCCCGGAACCCCAUCAUACCCUCCUCCUCCAACCACCUCUCCGCGGGACCCAUUUCUCCUACUAUGUCGGUCCACUCCGCCACCGUUGACGCCGGAGAACCCUCUUCCCUCAUGAAAGGACCCACGUCCGUUUCCAAGCCGUGAUUUUGGGGCUUCACGGCGACUUUCAACGGAGUUAUUAAUUUUUAAUUUUAAUUAUAAUUUGAAAAGGGCUGUCAAAGUCAAGCAGAAAUAAGGGGAGCUGCUAUUCCUUCUUUUUGUUAUUAUUACUAUUUUAGUGAAUGACGCGGCCGUACUAACUACCGUUCCAAUUGGGGUUUGGUUUUUACUUUUUUAGUGCUUUAUAUAAUUUAGGCCUGCCUUUUA